ACUGUCAGCAUAUGAGCAUAAAUAAUUAAAAUUUUUAAUUUUAUUUCUUAAUGUAGUUUGUAAUGGCAUUAAAGGCCUUUGUCAUGAGUCCAUCGAGUGGAAACGAGCACUGAAGCACAGUGAGAGGAGUUACCUGUGAACAGGUGUGCUGAGGUGAAACUCGAUCGUGCUGACAGCUCACAGUAAUCUCCUGCUCUCUUCACUGUCAGGAUCUUUACCGGGAGGAAACGAAACAGAGUCUCCUCACCCGAAAGACGCGGUUAUUUAUGGAAAGGCUUUGAGUUCAAACAAACUUGCUCGAGGUUGAUGUCUUGAGUUAUUUGACAGGCUGCAGUGGUUUUCUUCUUGAGCUCUCAGAGAUCAUGGAUUGGGGUUCAGAUCUUUGGGACCAGCAUGACGUGAUCGAGAGACACACUCAGAAUGGACUGGAUCUGCUGGAGCGAUACGUGAAGUUUGUCAAAGACCGAGCCGAGAUCGAGCAGAAUUACGCCAAGCAGCUCAGGAACCUCUCCAAGAAAUAUUCCAGACGAGGCGUCAAAGAAGACCAGGACACAAAGUUGACCAAUCAGCAGCCGUUUCAGGAUGUGCUGAACGAGCUGAACAACUACGCGGCUCAGAGAGAGCAGCUGUCCGAGAUCAUGACGCUGAACAUCUGUGUGGAGCUCAGCAGAACCCUGCAGGAGCUGAGACAGGAGCGCAAGAACCAUCUCUGUGAGGUGAAGAAGGCUCAGCAGAACCUGGAGAGCAGCUACAAACUGCUGGAGACUAGUAAGAAGCGCUUUGAGAAGGAGUGGAGAGAAGCAGAGAAGGCCAAUCAGCAGACCGAGAGAGUCCAGCAGGAGGUCAGCUCCACCAAAGCAGACGUGGAGAAGGCCAAACAGCAUGCUCACUUCCGCGUGCACAUAGCUGACGAGUGUAAGAACGAGUACGCUUCACAGCUGCAGAAAUACAACCAGGAACAGAACAACUUCUACCACUCAGAGAUCCCGUCUGCGUACAAGAAGCUGCAGGAAAUGGAGGAGCGGCGCAUCAGACUGUUAGCUGACGGCUACGUGCAGUUCUCUGAAUCAGAGAAGAACCUCCUGCCCAACAUCAACCAGUGUCUGGACGCCAUCAUCUCCACCGGGAGGAACAUCAAUGAGAAACAGGAGGCUUUGGCUCUCAUAGAGCAGUAUAAAUCGGGCGCAGUGCCUCCUGCUGACGUCGAGUUUCAGGAUUACAGUCAGGGAGUCAGACCUGCUGCAUCUGACAACAACACCACACAACUGCCGAAAGUGCGCAUCAAACAGCUCUUCAACAAGAAACACAAGGUGACGUCUCCGGAUAAAAACAUGCUGUCUUUGCCGGAGGAUCUCUCUCGUCUCCCUCCGGAUCAGAAGAGUCGUCGUCUGCAGGAGAAGAUCGAUGACAUUCAGAAGGAGCUGCAGAGAGAGACGGAGAAGAGCGAUGCGCUGAUGAAGAUGAAGGGUGUUUAUGAGCAGAACUCUCAGCUUGGAGAUCCGUCCAGCCUUCAGCCUCAGAUCACACAGCUGGCUCAUAACAUCGCCAGACUGAGAGGAGAGCUCAGUAAAUACCAGGUUCAGCUCACUGAAGCCGGCGGUGGGACGCUGCAACACAAUCCCACCAGUUCAGAGAACAUCAGCGUGCUGAGCGAGUCCAGCAUGUCUCCGACAGAUAACAUCUAUGAGUGUGAGUUUGAUGAGGACUUUGACGUAGACGUGCCCAUCGGUCAGUGCACAGCACUCUAUGACUUCGAUGGCAGCAGCGAGGGCGCCGUGUCCAUGCGUGUGGGCGAGCAGCUGAGUCUGAUGCAGGAGGAUCAGGGCGACGGCUGGGUCAGAGUUCAGAGGGCCGGUGGAGACGUGGGAUACGUGCCGGCCUCCUACAUCCAGAUCAUCUAGAAAACAUCUGAUCGUGUGUUUCUCAGGAGUGUGAGCUGUGCUCAUCUGACUCCAUCAGCUCUGGUGUUCUUAUGUCAUGGGGAGUGAUUUACUUUUAUGCUACACUUUUUGAGUUCUUUCUAUUCUAUCAGUAUGCAUUAUGCCGCUUCUGGUGAUUUUCUGCACAUAUGUUGUUUUAAAAUGGAUUUUCCGCUCUCUUUUUUUACUGUUGUGAUUAUUGCAUGUAGAAGCCUUUGUAUGGCAUCGUUGUAACUUCAUGAAGCAUAAAUACAGUUAAGUGUGUCCAACU
Messenger RNA from Carassius carassius (crucian carp), 2190 nucleotides. It is a transcript of the gene trip10b, whose product is annotated as thyroid hormone receptor interactor 10b. The record is from RefSeq and is a predicted model, not a curated record. Bases 363 to 1901 code for a protein of 512 amino acids. Gene Ontology annotation, biological process: signal transduction. Lineage: Eukaryota; Metazoa; Chordata; Actinopteri; Cypriniformes; Cyprinidae. The transcript has 15 exons. Gene Ontology annotation, molecular function: protein binding.